AGGGCCGGAGCGAGGGAGUCAUACUGAGGUAAAGGGAGUCUAAUGUUCCCGUUAAUCUUUUAGCAGCCCCCCCCCGCCCCCCCAAAAAAGACAGAAUUCGGGUUGUUCCGCGCUUACUCCAGCGGAUCCUACUGAGGACUGAGAAUGGCACGUGAGGCGUGAAGAGCAGCCACCAUGAUUGGAGGACUGUUCAUCUACAAUCACAAGGGGGAGGUACUGAUCUCCCGUGUGUACCGCGAUGACAUAGGGAGGAAUGCGGUGGACGCGUUCCGUGUGAAUGUGAUCCAUGCCCGUCAGCAGGUGCGCUCGCCCGUCAGCAACAUCGCACGCACCAGCUUCUUCCAUGUGAAGCGCUCCAACAUCUGGCUGGCGGCCGUCACCAAGCAGAACGUCAACGCCGCCAUGGUGUUCGAGUUCCUCUACAAGAUGUGCGAUGUGAUGGCGGCCUACUUCGGCAAGAUCAGCGAGGAGAACAUCAAGAACAACUUUGUCCUCAUCUACGAGCUUCUGGAUGAGAUUCUGGAUUUUGGAUAUCCUCAGAACUCGGAGACCGGAGCACUGAAGACGUUUAUUACGCAGCAGGGCAUUAAGGGUCAGCAUCAGACGAAGGAGGAGCAGUCUCAGAUCACCAGCCAGGUGACGGGGCAGAUCGGUUGGCGUAGGGAGGGCAUUAAAUACCGCCGUAACGAGCUUUUCCUGGACGUGCUGGAGAGUGUCAACCUGCUCAUGUCCCCGCAGGGUCAGGUGCUGAGCGCGCACGUGUCGGGUCGCGUGGUGAUGAAGAGCUACCUCAGUGGGAUGCCCGAGUGCAAGUUCGGCAUGAACGACAAGAUCGUCAUCGACAAGCAGGGGAAAGCCGCCGCGGGCGACGACACCGGGAAGAGCAGCGGAAAGCAGUCCAUCGCCAUCGACGACUGCACCUUCCACCAGUGUGUCCGUCUCAGCAAGUUUGACUCAGAGCGCAGCAUCAGCUUCAUCCCCCCAGACGGCGAGUACGAGCUCAUGAGGUAUCGCACCACUAAGGACAUCAUCCUGCCAUUCCGCGUCAUCCCGCUGGUCCGCGAGGUUGGGCGCACCAAGCUGGAGGUCAAAGUUGUCAUCAAGUCCAACUUCAAACCAUCCUUACUGGCACAGAAGAUUGAGGUGCGCAUCCCCACCCCUCUGAACACGAGCGGCGUCCAGGUGAUCUGCAUGAAGGGCAAAGCCAAGUACAAGGCCAGUGAGAAUGCCAUCGUGUGGAAGAUUAAGCGCAUGGCUGGAAUGAAGGAGUCUCAGAUCAGCGCUGAGAUCGAGCUGCUGCCCACCAACGAUAAGAAGAAGUGGGCUCGUCCUCCCAUUUCAAUGAACUUUGAGGUUCCGUUCGCUCCAUCUGGUCUGAAGGUUCGCUAUCUGAAGGUGUUCGAAUCCAAGCUGAACUACAGCGACCAUGACGUCAUCAAAUGGGUUCGCUACAUCGGCCGCAGCGGCAUCUACGAGACGCGCUGCUGACCACGUGACUAGCUGUCUCCCGUCCCACACUUUCCCUCUGAGAUAGGUGGAUGAGUUAAACUAAACAAACAGUAGAGAAUUAUGCAAACGUGAACCGUGUCCUGUGUGUAUGAACAGUUAUAAUGGAGAGAGAGAAAGAGAGAGUUAUAGAAUAAGGGUGUGUCCCAAACGCUAAUUAACAUCCUAGUGAUAUGACGCUGUGUGAGCGGACUUCCUCACUAUCACUCGGAUGUUAUGGUGCGUAGGGCGGAAGCGGUGCAGUGCUGUGAGGAUCGAUGUGAUGUGUAAUGUUCUCUCUCUCUCUCUCUCUCUCUCUCUCUCUCUCUUUGUCUGAUAUUGCUGUCUCUAACAGUAAACGUAUAUACAAAUAUAUUAAAAAAUGCAAAACUG
Molecule: messenger RNA, 1878 nt
Organism: Ictalurus punctatus (channel catfish)
Lineage: Eukaryota; Metazoa; Chordata; Actinopteri; Siluriformes; Ictaluridae
Gene: ap2m1a
Product: adaptor related protein complex 2 subunit mu 1a
Exons: 12
Coding region: 175-1488 (437 amino acids)
Biological process (GO): intracellular protein transport; clathrin-dependent endocytosis
Cellular component (GO): AP-2 adaptor complex; cytoplasmic vesicle
Molecular function (GO): clathrin-cargo adaptor activity
Source: RefSeq, a predicted model, not a curated record